AUGGGACCACCCGUGCUGACCUCGACGGCUGCCUCGGAAGAAGAGGGUGGCGGCCCCACAGCGCUCGUCCCUAGCAUGGAGGAGCGUUGGAGCACGUUUCAGCGACUUACACGGGCGAGCGAGGCGGCGUUCCGGGGAAUGAGCGAGGCCGCUGCUCGCCAGAAUGCCGACAUUGCAGCCCACCAGCAAGAAAUCGCCGCUUACCAGGAGAGUCAGCGCGCUCUUUUCACACAACAACAGCAGCGACUCGACGGUCUGACGCGUGAGUGUACGCAACUCCGGCAAAGCGAAGCCGGUAUGAAGGAAGUUGUCGCACAUCAAGUAGAACGCCUUGUUGUCUUGGAGAGUGAGCUUCAGGCUACGCGCGUGCAGCUUUCGGAAGCCCGGCUCCUCCACGCGCAGUGUGUCGAGGAACGCAACAGGCUUCAGCAGGCCUGCAAGAUGCACGAGGUCCACACUGGCGAAUUGCAGGCAGCGCUGCAGUUUGCCGAGGAGGUGGUGCGUUCAAUGCGGCAUACAGUGGGCGCGUGUGAGCAGGAAAAGAAUGAGGCCCUCAUGCAUCAAUACAGUCACUUUGAGUCCUACCGAAACGACCUCGUCGCCGCCUACGACCAGCGCGCCAUGGAGGCGCGCGAUGAGUUCACCAAGCGGGUGGAGUCCCUUCACGUUGGCAUGCUAGAGACCGUUGCGAAGCGUGAGGAGCAGCUCAAGGCAACCUGGGAAGAAGCAGCGGCGAGACUGCGCCACGAAUACGACGAGUUGGUCAGGCUGGGACAGCAACGGAGGGCGGCAAUGGACACGGAGCUACGAGAGCGGAAGGAACAGCUUGAGCGUGACAAGGAGCUCAUGCGAGCGCAGCAGCGCGAGGAGGCGGGAACGAUGGAGCAGCGCUUCCGUGCACGCGAGGAGACGCUGCUCGACGACAUUUCUCGCCGCGAGCGCGAACUGCGGGAACGGGAGGCGGCCCUGCGCGCAGCCCAGGUACAACAGGAGGCCGAUGUUCAGAGGCGGCUACAAUCAAGAGAGUCAGAACUGCGGGCGGCUCAUGACGCCGCUCUGAAGCGCAUGGCGGACCAGGCAGCUGCAGAGCGGGAGAAACUCUCCGAGAACUUCAUGGAGCGACUUCAACAGCUGUCAAACGCGCACAUGCAGCAGGAGCGGGAGCUGGAACGCAUGCACCGUGAGAAAGAGCGGGAGAUGGCACAGCGCUACCGUCUGAGUGCGCUCGACGGUGGUGAUCGUGGCGAGGUCCACGAUCGCCGAGCGACCGAGUACGGUGUGGUCGGCCCCAACAUGGCGAAAGAAGCACUCUUGAAGAAGUUUGAAUCAGUUGAGCAACGCCAGCGUGAACGCUCUGACAAACUGCGCUCUGCAUUUUCCGUUCAGGAGAGCGAGCCACGACCCCCGCUAUGA
This is a messenger RNA of Leishmania braziliensis MHOM/BR/75/M2904, 1413 nucleotides long. RefSeq lists its product as hypothetical. The transcript has a single exon. The record is from RefSeq and is a predicted model, not a curated record. The coding region runs from base 1 to 1413 and encodes 470 amino acids. Lineage: Eukaryota; Euglenozoa; Kinetoplastea; Trypanosomatida; Trypanosomatidae.